Trichoderma virens Gv29-8 is the source of this 1485-nucleotide messenger RNA. RefSeq lists its product as uncharacterized. Gene Ontology annotation, biological process: transmembrane transport. The record is from RefSeq and is a predicted model, not a curated record. Gene Ontology annotation, molecular function: transmembrane transporter activity. Lineage: Eukaryota; Fungi; Ascomycota; Sordariomycetes; Hypocreales; Hypocreaceae. The transcript is spliced from 6 exons. The coding region runs from base 1 to 1485 and encodes 494 amino acids.
AUGGCUACCACAAAGGACGAGGUUGCCGUCGUAGAGGCGCAGCCGCAACACCAGCGCCUAUCAACAUGGCGAUACAACUCGCCAUUCGUUCAAACCAUCAUCGUCGGCUUCGUGCUGUUCUGUAACCCGGGCACAUACCUCGCCAUCACCGGCCUGGGCGCCGGAGGCAAGCAGCCCCAGCUGAUUGGCAUCGUCAACAAGGCAAACGUCGUUCUCUACUGCUUGUUCGGAGCAUCUGGCAUUCUGGGCGGUAGCAUCAUCAACAAGAUUGGACCGCGAUGGGCGCUGAUGAUUGGUGCCACCGGCUACCCAAUGUACGCCGGGUCUCUCUGGUGGAUUGACAAGGCUCAAGGAAGCUGGUUUGUGGUCUUUGGCGGUGCUUGGCUGGGUCUGUCUGCAGGUCUUCUCUGGUCGACUCAAGGUUACAUCACCACUUGCUAUCCUACCGAGGCGGAAAAGGGAAAAUACAUUGCCACCUCCUGGGUUCUCAACGCCAUGGGCUCCGUCGUUGGAGCAGCCAUCGUCUUGGGUGUCACCAUCAACAACACGUCCGUCUCCGGAGUGCCUUCAUCCGUCUACAUCAUCUUCAUCUGCCUCGAGUGCGCCGGUCUCUUGAUUGCCGGCCUGCUGCUGGACCCCUCUAAGCUUCGACGCAAUGACGGCCGCCCAAUUGCUUCCUUCACGCCUCUUCCCUGGUACCAGGAGCUCAAGGCGCUCGGCCUGACCAUGCUGGAGCCCAAGAUGGCGCUCAUCACUCUGUCCAUCUACAGCAGCGAGAUGUACCUGUCGUUGACGGGAGCCUUUAACGCGUGGUACUUUAACGCCAGAACACGAUCCCUAGCCAAUUUCUGCUACUGGAUCUUCCAAGUCCUGGGAGCCCUCGCCAUUGCCUGGAUCUGCGAUGCCAAAAUCUUUGGAUCGCGCCGACGCCGAGCCUUUGCGGCCGGAGCAUUCGUGGCCUUUGUCAUUGGAGGAACCUGGAUUGCCAUGAUCUCGUUCCUGUCAGUCAACGACAUUAACCGAAGCCAGACCCCGCGAGCUGUUGACUGGACCGAGACGAGCAAGUUUGCCGGCCCCUUUGUCAUUUACAUCCUGUUUGGAGCCUGCUACCCCAUCUUCCAAAACUUCCACCACUGGACAUACAGUACCUUUUCCAACGAGCCCCAUGUUCUGGGACGCUACAGCGGUUACUUUAAGGGAUUCCAGGCGUUUGGCACGGCAACGGCCUUUGGAAUCGACACUCACGGCGUGCAGUUUAUCAGGGAGGCGGGCGCCUACUUUGGCAUGAUGAUUGUGGGAUUAGGCCUCACCAUGGUUGCCAUCUACCUAUACACGACGGAUACCAAGUACGGACAAGAAGAGGGUGUUGUGAUUCCCGAGGCAUUUGAGGAUGUCGUUGAGGAGCACGAGCACGACCACGACCACGAUCAUGCCCACGACAAGGCCGUUGACCAGAGCGAGUCGGCGGGCUCACAGAAGGAGUAA